AUGCAAGAAGAUACACGAAUCGAUGGGUUUGAGCCAUUGCUCUCCCCGGAAUACAUCCAACGCCAAAUUCCUGCCUCAGCCACCUCACUCGCAACCGUAUCAUCUGGUCGGCAACAGGUCAUUGACAUCCUCAACCGACGAGAUGACCGGCUCCUCGUAGUCGUGGGACCAUGCUCAAUUCACUGCCCCCAAGAAGCACUGGAAUUCGCAUCUCGACUGCACGCCCUGUCAAAAAGGCUUUCAGCAGAGCUCUGCAUUGUCAUGCGGGCCUACCUUGAGAAGCCCCGCACCACAGUAGGCUGGAAGGGACUAGUCAAUGACCCGGAUCUUGAUGAAUCAUACAACAUCAACAAAGGACUCUGCGUCUCCCGCCAACUAUACUCUGACUUGACAAAAAUGGGAGUCCCUAUCGCAAGCGAGAUGCUAGACACAAUCUCGCCACAGUAUCUCGCGGACUUCAUCUCUUUCGGUGCAAUUGGCGCGCGCACCACUGAAUCCCAGCUCCACCGUGAGCUAGCCUCAGGGCUAAGCUUCCCAAUAGGCUACAAAAACGGCACAACCGGCAGCAUCGGCAUUGCCAUUGAUGCCAUCCAAGCCGCUUCCAGUCCGCACACCUUCUUGGGCGUUACCAAGCAAGGCAUGGCGGCCGUGACCCGGACAGCCGGGAACGAGCAUGGCCUCGUGAUCCUGCGAGGAAGUGUCCAUGGCCCCAACUAUGAUAAGGAGCAUAUUCGCUCGGCUAAGCAGGCGCUGAAGCAAAAAGGCCAGCGGGAGAACAUCAUGGUCGACUGUUCGCAUGCGAAUGCCGCUAAGAACUUCCAUAACCAGCCGCUGGUGGCGAUGAACGUCGCGGGUCAGAUCGCUCAAGGCGAGACAGCCAUUGUUGGUGUGAUGAUCGAGAGCAAUCUCAAUGAGGGUAACCAGAAGAUUCCACCGGAGGGACCGAGUGGGCUUAAGCCUGGUGUUAGCAUCACCGAUGCUUGUAUUAGCUGGGAAACGACUGUAGAUGUAUUACAGAAUUUGUCGAACGCGGUGAAGUCGAGACGUGUGCAAGUGCAGGCCGUCACUCAUUACACUAAAGAUGGUCUCACCUCUUUGGAGAAGCACACCGCGGGGAUCAUGGCUGUAUAG
Molecule: messenger RNA, 1131 nt
Organism: Penicillium bovifimosum
Lineage: Eukaryota; Fungi; Ascomycota; Eurotiomycetes; Eurotiales; Aspergillaceae
Product: 3-deoxy-7-phosphoheptulonate synthase
Exons: 3
Coding region: 1-1131 (376 amino acids)
Biological process (GO): aromatic amino acid biosynthetic process
Cellular component (GO): cytoplasm
Molecular function (GO): 3-deoxy-7-phosphoheptulonate synthase activity
Source: RefSeq, a predicted model, not a curated record